Coffea eugenioides is the source of this 1074-nucleotide messenger RNA. Its product is annotated as probable 2-oxoglutarate-dependent dioxygenase AOP1. NCBI's taxonomy places the organism in Eukaryota, Viridiplantae, Streptophyta, Magnoliopsida, Gentianales, Rubiaceae. Gene Ontology annotation, molecular function: dioxygenase activity. The record is from RefSeq and is a predicted model, not a curated record. The transcript is spliced from 3 exons. The coding region runs from base 10 to 969 and encodes 319 amino acids.
AACAUAGUUAUGGACUCCCAAUUAGCUCCAUCAAAUCUUCCUCUCAUAGAUUUUAGCAAUGAAAACUUGAGACCUGGCACCAGUAUUUGGAUAUCCACAAGCAAACAAGUGAAGAAUGCACUUGAGAAUCAUGGGAUUUUUCUGGCAACUUAUGGCAAGAUCUCUUCAGAAAUCAAGAAUUCUUUUCACCUUGCACUGGAGGAGUACUAUGAUCUCCCCAAGGAGCAAAAAGGUCAGUUCACUCCAGAUAAACCUUAUUUGGGUUAUUUAGCUGAUCAUCUUGCUACCUGUGAACUUACUGCUAUUGGAGAUCCAACCAGUAUGGAAGCUAUUGAAGGCUUCACAAAUCUCUUUUUCUCCUCCGCAAAGAAGGAUUAUGUCAGUGCAAUCAUGCAAUCCUACUCAAACCAAGUGGGAGAACUGCAUGAGGUGAUAAUCAGAAUGGUCUGUGAAAGCUAUGGGGUUGUGGAAUGCUACGAAUCGCUCAGAGAAUCGCUAGCUUAUAUAUGUAGAGUCAACAAGUAUAGAGCAGCCAAGUUGGAUGAGAAAAAUGUAGGUUUGGCUCCUCAUACAGACUUGAGUUUCAUGACCAUAGUUCACCAAAAUCAAGUCAAUGGUUUGGAGGUCAGGUUGAACGACGGAAGUUGGAUCCCAGUUGAUAUUCCUCCCUCGGCCUUCACCGUUUUUGCCGGUGAUGCAUUGAUGGCAUGGAGCAAUGGCAGGAUACGUUCUGUCCUUCAUCGAGUCACAAUUUCAUCAGAAAUGCCAAGAUACUCAAUUGGAUUGUGUUGUUACAAGAAAGGGAUGUUGGAAGCACCAGAACAGCUAGUCGAUGAGCACCAUCCUAUACUGUUUAAGCCAUUUGAUAAUCUUGAUUUGGUUUCAUUGGCCUACACAGAAAGGGUGGUCGUAGUUGAAGAUAAGCUCAAAGUCCUUUUGGCGCUCAAGGAAUCCAUUUGUCCAUCUUAAGUGUUGCUUGCGGAUGCAUUACCCAAUUUACAUGAUAUACAAUUCGUGUCCAUAAACUACAUAUGUAUGGGAUACAUGUUUGUGAAUUCAACUCUUUUUUUAUAA